AUGCAAGUAUCUCAUUUUCUGCUAUGUCUCUUAACUCAUUUUAGGAAAGAUCGUGACCGGGACAGGGACCGUGAUGACCGUUCUAAAGAUCGUGACAGGGAUCGUGACAGAGAUAGAGAUCGCGACAGAGAAAGGGACAAGGAAAAAGAUUUGCGAUCUUCAUCUAACUCUGCAUAUUAUGCGGCUGCUGGGUUACCAACUAUAAAACCAGCAAUGAUUCCACACAGUAUCAACCCUUUCACAAAUCUACCACAUACACCACGAUAUUACGACAUCCUGAAAAAAAGGCUACAACUUCCUGUCUGGGAAUAUAAAGAAAGAUUUACAGAUAUUUUGAUUAGGCAUCAGUCAUUUGUGCUGGUCGGUGAGACUGGAUCUGGUAAAACAACACAGAUCCCUCAAUGGUGCGUUGACUACAUGCGCUCAUUACCUGGACCAAAGAGGGGAGUAGCAUGUACCCAGCCUAGGAGAGUAGCUGCAAUGAGUGUUGCACAGCGGGUUGCUGAUGAGAUGGAUGUCAUGCUGGGCCAGGAGGUUGGUUAUUCUAUUCGAUUUGAAGACUGCAGUAGUGCAAAAACCAUUUUGAAGUAUAUGACUGAUGGUAUGUUACUUCGUGAAGCAAUGAAUGAUCCUUUGCUGGAGCGCUAUGGUGUUAUAAUUCUUGAUGAGGCCCAUGAGAGGACACUGGCUACUGAUAUUUUGAUGGGAGUUUUGAAGGAAGUUGUAAGACAAAGAUCUGAUUUGAAGGUUAUAGUUAUGAGUGCUACUUUAGAUGCUGGCAAGUUUCAGAUCUAUUUUGAUAAUUGUCCUCUUCUAACUAUCCCGGGUCGCACGCAUCCUGUGGAGAUAUUCUAUACUCCAGAACCAGAAAGGGAUUACCUUGAGGCUGCCAUUCGAACCGUGAUCCAAAUUCACAUGUGUGAAGAAGAGGAAGGAGAUCUCUUACUCUUUCUUACUGGACAGGAGGAGAUUGAUGAAGCCUGCAAGAGGAUAAAACGUGAAAUUGAUGAUUUAGGCCCUGAAGUUGGUGACAUCAAAAUCAUUCCAUUAUAUUCCACCCUUCCUCCACAGCAACAGCAAAGGAUUUUUGAACCUCCCCCACCAAAAAAACAAAACGGAGCAAUAGGAAGAAAGGUUGUUGUGUCCACUAAUAUUGCUGAGACAUCAUUAACAAUAGAUGGUGUUGUGUUUGUGAUUGAUCCUGGCUUUGCAAAACAGAAGGUAUACAAUCCUCGUAUCAGAGUGGAGUCUCUCUUGGUGACUGCAAUUAGUAAAGCUUCUGCUCAGCAGCGAGCUGGCCGUGCUGGUCGUACUAGACCGGGCAAGUGCUUCAGGCUUUAUACAGAGAAGGCUUACAAAACUGAAAUGCAGGACAACACAUACCCUGAAAUUUUGAGGUCUAACUUAGGAUCUGUAGUAUUGCAGCUGAAGAAGCUUGGUAUAGAUGAUUUGGUGCACUUUGAUUUUAUGGAUCCUCCAGCUCCAGAAACACUGAUGAGAGCCUUAGAGCUUUUGAAUUAUCUGGCUGCUUUAAAUGAUGAUGGAGACUUGACUGAGUUGGGAUCCAUGAUGGCUGAAUUUCCAUUGGACCCGCAACUGGCUAAAAUGGUUAUUGCAAGUUGUGACUACAACUGUUCUAAUGAGGUCCUAUCUAUUACUGCCAUGUUGUCAGUCCCACAGUGUUUUGUUCGCCCCACGGAAGCAAAGAAAGCAGCAGAUGAAGCCAAGAUGAGGUUUGCCCACAUAGAUGGAGAUCAUUUGACGUUGCUGAAUGUCUACCAUGCUUUCAAACAAAGUUUGGAAGAUGAUGAGCUUAAUUAUGGUGACAAUAGGUUUGAGUGUUUAUGG
Cariama cristata (Red-legged seriema) is the source of this 1848-nucleotide messenger RNA. It is a transcript of the gene DHX15, whose product is annotated as DEAH (Asp-Glu-Ala-His) box helicase 15. The annotation marks the transcript as partial. Gene Ontology annotation, cellular component: spliceosomal complex; intracellular anatomical structure. The record is from RefSeq and is a predicted model, not a curated record. The transcript has 11 exons. NCBI's taxonomy places the organism in Eukaryota, Metazoa, Chordata, Aves, Cariamiformes, Cariamidae. Gene Ontology annotation, molecular function: RNA binding; RNA helicase activity; ATP binding.